GGGGAACAGGCCAUUGCUAUUGGUUUAUUUGUAUGCCACUUAUAGACUGGAUACAGCAAGUCAACCAUUCAAAUUUAGAAAGAGGAGGGUUUAUUCAGCUAGCCUACUACCGGUAACUUGAAGUGGCUACUGUAGCAUGCAUGGAACUAAACUUAAAGUUCACAAGUAUCUUGUAUGUUAAAUGUCACAACGCUCGAUUUGAGAAAUCGGUCCCACCUUUUGAGAAAACAAAAACUUUUGUUGAAUUCAGUGCGUCUUUGGAGUACGAGCAAUGGAAGAAUUGAGCGAGUCUUCACCCGCUUUGGCGUUCGAGAAGGAAGCAUUUGAGCUGACGGUGGAAGAUGUUUAUGACAUUUCAUACGUGAUUGGCAGAGAUUUGCUGAAAAUAAGUACUACAGGUGAGGAAGUCUCCGAUUUGCAAUUCAAAAUUGUCCGGGUUUUGGAGAUGUUUGAAACGUUAGUGAAUAAGUAUAACCUGUCAUUGGAGGAGCUGAAAAUGGAACGAGACAACUUGAAGAGUGAACUGGAUAGAAUCGUGAGAGAAAGUUCUGCCGGGCAGGAAGCGCAAACACUAGGACCAAACAAACUGGUGGUGGACCUGAAAGAUCCCAAUAGACCACGCUUCACAAUGCAGGAGCUGAAGGAGGUGCUUCAGGAGAGGAACCAGCUCAAGGCCCAGCUACUGGUGGCGCAAGAAGAGUUGCAACUCUACAAGAGUGGGAUGCUGCCACAGGGUGAGCAAGCCAUGGUAGAGGUUGACUUAGUAUCUCCACCCCCUUCAAAACCUGUUCCUGACACAACAGAUGAGUCUAAAGAAGAGGAACCUAACGAAGGAAUGACCACCAUCAGAAAGCUGUUUUCAUUCAGACGGAAAUAAGGACGACCUAUGAGAACAAGGACCUAAGGCAUUACUAAUGAUAAAGCAAACAUUUUUAUGCACAUGCUUUCUAUCAAUGCUUUGUAUUAGAUCAGUUGUUUUCAGUCAUUUUUUUUUUUUUACUGGAAUAAUUUUGCUUUUGAAACUAACUCGGGUGUCUUUUUAUAGAUUUAACUGUUGUCAUUAAUACAGUUAUGGGAAAAUAACUAUGCUCAUUAAGGUCAAAUAACAUGGUACAGACCAAUGAUUUAUCCAGUGCUUUCAGAAAGUAUUCAGACCCCUUACAGCCUUAUUCUAAAAUUGAUUAAAUUGUCCUCCCAAUCUACACACAAUACCCCAUAAUGACAAAGUGGAUUUUUAGAAACGUUUUCAAAUGGAAAUAUAAUUUACAUAAGUAUUCAGACUCGUUACUCAGUACUUUGUUGAAGCACCUUUGGCAGGGAUUGCAGCCUCUAGUCUCCCUGGGUAUGAUGCUACAAGCUUGGCACACCUGUAUUUGGGGAGUUUCUCCUAUUCUUCUCUGCAGAUCCUCUCAAGCUGUUAGGUUGUAUGGGGAGUUUUGCUGCACAGCUAUUUUAAGGUAUCUCCAGAGAUGUUCAAGUCUGGGCUCUGGCUGGGCCACUCAAAGAUAUUCAGGGACAUAUCCCUAAGCUACUUCUGUGUUGUCUUGGCUGUGUGCUUAGGGUCAUUGUCCUGUUGGAAGGUGAACCUUCACCCCAGUCUGAGUGCUCUGAAGCAGGGUUUUAUCAAGGAUCUCUGUACUUAGCUCCAUUCAUCUUUCCGGGGGGUGGAGAAGCCACCGCGUGCCCAUUUUGGCAAUCCUACACAAUUGUAAAAAAAA
Oncorhynchus kisutch (coho salmon) is the source of this 1718-nucleotide messenger RNA. RefSeq names its product Rab interacting lysosomal protein-like 2 (gene rilpl2). The record is from RefSeq and is a predicted model, not a curated record. The transcript has 4 exons. Gene Ontology annotation, cellular component: ciliary basal body; cytoplasm. Bases 272 to 877 code for a protein of 201 amino acids. Gene Ontology annotation, molecular function: protein dimerization activity; small GTPase binding; dynein light intermediate chain binding. Lineage: Eukaryota; Metazoa; Chordata; Actinopteri; Salmoniformes; Salmonidae. Gene Ontology annotation, biological process: cilium assembly.